AACCUACUGAUGUCUUACAGUUUUCAAUUUGUGUUCUGCAUGAGUUCCUGGAAAACACAAGGUUUGGUUUUGUCUGCACGCAUCAACUUGCUCGAUCGCCAUUGAGAGAGUUUCCCGGUCCAACAUGUAUGCUGGCAAUGACAAAUUCCAUACAUAGUCGGAUAAGGUUCGGCAGACAUGGCUUCAAGUUCAACUUUCCCGCGGUUGCUUGUGCACACAAGGCUCUGAACAAAACGUGUUGCUGCCCUAUAAAUACGAUCCAACUUACGUUCACCAAGCAUUACCCCUCAAACAUACAAGAAGAAGCAGCAUUCGAAGUGCUUACAUCUUGUGAGAUUAAAAUCUGCAGGUAUAUAUCUCUGAAGAAGAUGAGCAGCUCGGCAGUUGGUGAUGGCAAGGGGUGUGAUGCUACUCCCAAGACAGAGUGGCCUGAGCUAGUGGGAAGCACGAUCAAGGAGGCGACGGAGAAGAUCAAUGCGGAGCGGCCGGACCUCAAUGUGGAGCCGGUCCCUGUUGGCACCAUAGUCCCCCAAGAUUUCGACCCGAAGCGCGUCCGUCUCUGGGUUGACACCGUCGCCGAGGUCCCCAGGAUUGGCUGAACCAGCUUAACGCAAAGCCACCGAAUAAUGAAUGCUACAUGCAUGUGUUCCACAGACCAUUCUACAUAGGUCAAUUAAAUAAAUAAAAAAUAUGGCUGUGAUGGAGCGUUCUGGUAUGCCAUUAAAAUUGUUAUGUUUCGGAUAUACACCAUUAUUAUUUGCAAUAUCAGAAACAUGCUAUUACAAUUACACACUUUCUGAA
Molecule: messenger RNA, 801 nt
Organism: Panicum virgatum (switchgrass)
Lineage: Eukaryota; Viridiplantae; Streptophyta; Magnoliopsida; Poales; Poaceae
Exons: 2
Coding region: 129-599 (156 amino acids)
Biological process (GO): response to wounding
Molecular function (GO): serine-type endopeptidase inhibitor activity
Source: RefSeq, a predicted model, not a curated record